This is a messenger RNA of Ceratosolen solmsi marchali, 1356 nucleotides long. RefSeq names its product F-box synaptic protein. Gene Ontology annotation, biological process: synapse assembly involved in innervation; proteasome-mediated ubiquitin-dependent protein catabolic process. Bases 335 to 1102 code for a protein of 255 amino acids. Gene Ontology annotation, cellular component: SCF ubiquitin ligase complex; synapse. Lineage: Eukaryota; Metazoa; Arthropoda; Insecta; Hymenoptera; Agaonidae. Gene Ontology annotation, molecular function: protein binding. The record is from RefSeq and is a predicted model, not a curated record. The transcript has 4 exons.
GUCGUCGUCGUCGUCGUCGUCGUCGUCAGCGGCGGCCGAUAGCGCACUUUCAUAAUUUUCCGAUUGACGCGCGCACGCGAGCCGAGCAGCGUCGGAUUUGACGAAAGGGCCGCACACGUCCAUGGGAACGGGAAGCGAGUCGCCGAAGCCAGGAGGGAAGUGGUAGGUGAGACGGAAGUCCGGCCUCGCACUGCCUCGUUACCGGUCCUGCUCGUGGGCCCCUUUGAGAAGAGUCGUCGCUUCUCAUCGGGUGGCAUUCCUCCACCGAUGGCUCCGCCGCCCUCAGCACCCGAGGGAGGCUUCGUCGUAGCUGCUGUCAGCCAGCCCCGGCAAUAUGGACGGCUGCAUAACCAGCUUCCCCGAUCACAUUCUCGAGAUGAUAUUCUCGCACCUGGACCUCUACACCCUUGGGAAUUGCCUGCUCGUUUGCAAGAAGUGGCAAAGGUUUCUCAAUAAUGACGAGAACAACGAGAUAUGGCGGGUGCAUUGCAAAAAGAAGUUAACCGAGGAGACGAUCAGUUCGGAUCUAUUGUCGACGGUGCCGAGUUACAAGGCUAAGCUGAGAGCCCACUUUUACGCCUGGAAUCCGAACGAUUGCUCCAGGAAUAUAUACACAAAAUUUAAUGACUUGACACUGCAUAGAAAUCCAAUUGCACAGAGUACCGAUGCUUGUAGAGGGAAAAUUGGAUUUCGUCAUGGACGACAUGCGUGGGAAGUCAUAUGGGAAGGUCCACUUGGAACUGUUGCGGUUAUAGGAAUAGCAACUAAAGAAGCCGCUCUAGUUUCUCCGGGUUAUGUUGCCUUACUUGGAUCGGAUGAACAUUCAUGGGGUUGGAACCUCGUUGAUAAUAAUCUACUGCAUAACGGCGACGCUCAAGGAAACUAUCCUCUUCCAAAUAAUGCACCAAAAUAUCAAGUAGGAGAAAGAAUAAGAGUUAUAUUAGAUUGCGACGAUAACACUUUGUCAUUUGAAAAGAAUUAUGAAUUUCUGGGUGUAGCAUUCAGAGGUUUACCGGAUAAAAGGCUAUAUCCGUCAGUGUCUGCAGUCUAUGGAAAUACUGAAGUAUCAAUGGUAUAUUUAGGACCUCCACUGGAUGGGUAACAUUAGAAUUACAACGCAAAGUACCUCAAAAAUAAUUCCUUUAUAGUUCUUAAGUUUAAUGAACAAUGGGAGUAGUGCAUUUGUUUGUGUUUGCGUUUGUGUACGUGCGUGUUCGUGUGUGUUUUAAUUUAUUUCCAUUAAUGAAUUCUGCGAGGAUAAAAAACUAAAAAAUAACAAAAAUUGUGAAGUUAAGUCAAAUGUGAAAUGCGUUACAUUUCACACUGUAUAUAGCAAAUUAAGAAACUAGAAAAAGA